Molecule: messenger RNA, 1147 nt
Organism: Glossina fuscipes
Lineage: Eukaryota; Metazoa; Arthropoda; Insecta; Diptera; Glossinidae
Exons: 3
Coding region: 522-896 (124 amino acids)
Source: RefSeq, a predicted model, not a curated record
AUUAAAAAAUUAAAAAUGCAGUAUUUAUUAACAAUUCAGUUAAUUUAGGUUAUGUUGCAAGUUGUUGGCUAUAGCUAUUUCAGAGUUCGAGAACCAUUUCAUUUUCAAGAGUUUUCGCCGUUCAUCGUCGUUUACGCGCAGUGAUAGUUAACUACAGUUAACCCUUAGUUUUCAUUGAGUCAAUUGUGAAAAUUAUUUACAGUGUACGGGAAAAAUUGUGAUGAGAGAAAAUAAAAUUUAAAAAAAAUUUGCAUGCAUAGAUUGCUUUCUCCGUUGUAAACUUUAAUAGAACGAUAGAGAAGAAAGUCUUAAAUAUAUGUAAUAUAAAAGCAAAGAAUUAGUAAAAGGAGAAAGUUUUUUAAGUUCCUAUUGCUAUUGAUGACUCUUUUUCGCUGUCAUCAAUGUUUCGUUUCUUUGGCCAUUUGUGAUUCGGCUGGAAAAUUAGUCGAAAUAAAAAAAAAAGUGAAAGAAAUUUGACUUCAGGAUUAUUUUAUUCGUAGUGGUAAAAAAUUUCAAUUAAAAUGACUUCAACAGAACUGAAAGUUGGCCUCGUUACUGGUCGCCCUUCUAGCCGUGUGCUGAAACCUCCCGGUGGCGGCCAUUCCAACAUCUUUGCCGAGGCUGAAGUAAGUGUUAACGCCCCUCGACCCAAAUACAAUCAACAAAACUCCACCAAUUUGAACGCUUGCUUGGGGUCCACGGACGCAAAUGAAGCUGUGGAGAAAUUGCGCGAAGAAAUCGCUCAAACCAAACAAGCUGCUGACGCAGAACAAACCAAGAGAUUUGAUACCAAAGAACAUAACUCUCAACAAAUGGCUGAAAACGCUAUUAAUAACAACGCUGGACCAAAAGGACGUAUACCACCAGGUGGUCAUACCUCUGGAGGUUUUUGGUAAAAUAACAACUCUACAAAAUAUGAAUUAUUUUCCAACGUACUUUGAUUAAGAUGACGAUCUGUGAAUCAGUUGAUAGAUUAAAAGCCUAUUCGAAAUUUAAUUUAUUAUUACUUUAAUUGAAAUCUCUCGUAAUAGUUUUAAGAUUUAUUCAUUUUAAUCCAGUCUUCUAAUUACGCAGGUUGUCUGCUUUUGUAUUUUUUAAUUUAAUAUGAAUGUUUUCAUUUAUAUAAAAAUCAUUAUAAGAAAAUGGU